GGGUAAAAAUAUGGGCAAUGCGGCAUUGCAUUAGCAAAAGUACCAGAGACGUUCCUGUUUCCAAAAAGUUCUUGUUGCCAUAGGACGGUCUUCCAAGAGUGCGGAGAUGUCAGCGGACGAAGAUGACUACAUGUCAGCAAACUUCCUCGCUGAAAGCGAUGACUUGCGGCCCGGGCUGGUCCACAGCCGUUCCACUAAGCGGCGCUUCGAGGCCGAGAAGAAGCACUACGAAGCGAAUAAGAUGAGCCGCACAAAGUCCACAAAGCAGCUCAUGGAAGACACUCGUACUGAAGCACUCAACAAACCCUUGGGCGAAGAAAACAAGGGAUUCAACCUUCUCAAGAUGAUGGGCUUCAAGCCAGGCAUGGGGCUUGGCAAGGCCGCAUCUGCAGGCAGCUCGAUCAAGGAGCCGAUCCCCAUCGUGGUCCGGGCGAACCGCGGUGGUCUGGGCCAGGAAACCGAAGCCCGCGAACGAAUUGAGGCCAGGUUGAAGACGACGUCUGAGGCAGAGUGCAACCGGAUGGCAGAGGAGUUCAGGAGUGCCAAGCGUAGCAAGGCCCUCUUGCAGCAGGUCGAAGGUGACUUGCGAAAAAGUCAGCGAGCGUGCUACAAUCUGGACAAUGCUAAGGACAUCACAGAGCCUGAACAGCCGUGGUUCUGGCCACGCAGCACACAUCCGGGCAGCGCAGACGGCGAUGUCAGAAACGUGGUGUGCUUGGACGAAGACAUAGCCGACGGCGGCAUUGUUUCAUCGGACGAUGCGCUCGUGCCACACAAAAAGAGCGGUGAUGAGAGUGAAGAUGAAGAUGAAGAAGAGGCAGAGGAGGAGGAGGAGGAUGUGGAUCCGUCCGAGAGGCUGAAAGUUUUGACUGAGUAUCUCCGCCAACGUCACCACUACUGCAUAUGGUGUGUGAUUCGGUUCGAUGAUGAGGAAGACAUGGCAACAUGCUGUCCCGGGCCAACUAGGGCAGAUCAUGAUGAUGACUGAGCGUGUGAAAGAUCAUCGUUCACUGUACAUAGAUUUAUUAAAUAUUUUCCAUAUAUAUGUGGAUCACUGCA
Messenger RNA from Dermacentor andersoni, 1059 nucleotides. RefSeq names its product G patch domain-containing protein 11. Gene Ontology annotation, cellular component: kinetochore. NCBI's taxonomy places the organism in Eukaryota, Metazoa, Arthropoda, Arachnida, Ixodida, Ixodidae. Gene Ontology annotation, molecular function: nucleic acid binding. The record is from RefSeq and is a predicted model, not a curated record.